ACACUGCUCAACACUCUGCCACAGAGAGGCCUCUGAUUUGUGGAUUACUGGAUGGAAAUGUCGGUCACAGGCAAACCUUUGACCUCCUUCCUCAUAGAGGACAUCCUCUCCUUAAAGGACAGGACCAGAUUAAACAGCAAACACUGUUCACAGAAGAUGGACAGAUGUUCUCAGUGGAGAGAAGGAGCUGAAAAGGUUUCAGAGCAACUCAGCGAUCAGGAGUUUGGAGAACAGACAGACUGUCUGGACACAUCCUGUCCCGGCACCUCAGAGUCCAGUCCCUCCUCCACGGGGAAACAGAAGCGCUCCAGGGCUGCCUUCACACACCUCCAAGUGCUUGAGCUGGAGAAGAAGUUCAACCAGCAGAAAUACCUGUCGGCCCCAGAGAGGUCCCAUCUGGCCGGCACCUUAAGACUCACAGAGACCCAGGUCAAAAUCUGGUUUCAGAACCGGAGGUACAAGACGAAACGAAAGCAGCAAACAUCAGAGUUCUGCAGGGAGAAAGCAGAGGGACUGGGCCUGAGAGACGAGCUGGUCCGAACUUCUCUCAUCACCUCUUUCUGCAAAGCUUAUCAGUACAGACCCUACCUGUGGGACUACAGCGGCCCCUGGGGGUCCACGCUAUGGUGAAAGGGAGGGGAUUUAUGAAGCUAUGAUUUAAAGUCAUAAACCUAUGUUUAGUUUCCCUGAUAUUUAGGCUAUAUGUUCACUAUCAAAAUGAGAUCGUUGUCAUUUUGGCAUGAUUUUAACCCAUGUGUUACAUUUACCACUGUGCCAUUUACAAUGAUUUUGUUCCUACACACAUUCUGUCAUUUUGUAUGUUUUAAACACAAUCUUGAGGCGAUCGACAUGUCGUUACUGUCAGUUGCAAAUGGUUUGUUGAUUCAUCAUUAAAUAAAUGUGGAUACAUUUUAUUUAA
Messenger RNA from Trematomus bernacchii (emerald rockcod), 919 nucleotides. RefSeq names its product NK3 homeobox 1 (gene nkx3-1). Gene Ontology annotation, biological process: cell differentiation; regulation of transcription by RNA polymerase II. The coding region runs from base 52 to 630 and encodes 192 amino acids. NCBI's taxonomy places the organism in Eukaryota, Metazoa, Chordata, Actinopteri, Perciformes, Nototheniidae. The transcript is spliced from 2 exons. The record is from RefSeq and is a predicted model, not a curated record. Gene Ontology annotation, molecular function: RNA polymerase II cis-regulatory region sequence-specific DNA binding; DNA-binding transcription factor activity, RNA polymerase II-specific. Gene Ontology annotation, cellular component: nucleus.